AUGUCUGGGAAGUCGCUGUCCCACCCGCCGCCCCGGCCGCCGCUAGUGGUGGAGAGAAAGAAGAGGGCGUGUGGGGAGUGCAGGCGGCGAAAGCAGAAGGUGCGUGAGACUGAUGCGAUCAACGACAACCUUGCAGAAACUGCCGCCGUCGGAUGCCAGAACCCAUUUGCGAGUAUGGAAUCACAGGGCAAGUGCAAGACUCGGACCUCGUUCGAUUAUGGAACAACUUCGAAACCCAGUCAAGCCAAAUACCACAGCAGUCAGAUAACAUCCCGCCUCCUACGAACCCAUAUCUCAGCAAUUUGCUCCCGCUUUCCGCCCACCAUCCACCUCUCUCCCAAUCGUCCAUGUUCGUGGCAACAUGCAUGCUGGGCGAGAGGGUAGUAAUGGACCGGGGAACCAUGAUCGCUGCCAGAGGCAAUGCCAUCCGGACAUUACACAAGAUGUUGAGUUCUCCUCAGUCAUCAACCACGGACGAGGCCAUCGCGGCAGUCGUGAAACUCGUCGUCAACGACCUAUGCUACGGCGAAACACAGCACCUCCGACUCCACAUUGACGGUGUCCGUGAGAUGACUCGGUUGCGUGGGGGACUGACCUCGUUGGGUAUGAACGGGUCCCUGGCAAAGAUGGUGAUUGUUGCAGACAUGGUCACCGCCAUCGCAAUGGAGAUGCCGCCGCUGUAUCCGGAACAAGAAACCACGGACUACACCGCGUUACUGGAGAGUGCCGGCGAACGGUCAUUCAGUAGCAACACAACCACCCUGCAAGAAGCCGUUUCACCGCAAAACAGCCCCAGCUCGAGCUCGGCCCCAUUCUCCUCCCUCGAGCCCAGCACGGCAGCCGUGCUCAGCGACGUCGAGUUCCUGGUCGACACGGUCCUGGGGCUGCCGCAGAGCCCGUCGCCGUGGGAGCUGCAGAAGGUACAGUCCAUGUCGGCGUGGGUGCGCAACCGCGUGGCCGCCCAGACGGAGCACAAGUCGGCCGCCGCCAUGAACCUGCACCGCGCCGUCCGGCUCGCGGGGCUGGCAUACUGCCGGGCCAUCCAGGAGCGCCACCCGCUGUCCGGCGUCGUGGGCGAGGCCGAGGCGGCUGACAUCGUCGACGCCGCCCGCAUGGUGUCGCUGGAGAUAUGGGCCGGCCAGCUAGGGCCGCUGCUGUGGAUCCUGACGGCUGCGCUGCCCGCCGCCCGCAGCUCGCCGCGCUGCCACACGGGCAAGAACAUGGUCAUGGCCGCCUCGCUGCAGAUGGCGCUGGACGACUGGGCCGCCGCCGCCAAGGCCCUGCGCCGGACAGUGAAGCUACAGGCUUGGCUUUGCGCCGGCGAAGGGCGCGACGAAAACCCUGCUGGCCAGAGGUCUCAAUAA
Lasiosphaeria miniovina is the source of this 1364-nucleotide messenger RNA. RefSeq lists its product as uncharacterized. NCBI's taxonomy places the organism in Eukaryota, Fungi, Ascomycota, Sordariomycetes, Sordariales, Lasiosphaeriaceae. The transcript has 6 exons. The record is from RefSeq and is a predicted model, not a curated record. The coding region runs from base 153 to 1364 and encodes 403 amino acids.